AGAAGCUCGAGAAACUUUAGGUCCCUCUUCCUACCCGCUUCCGCAGCCGCGAUCUGUGGUUCCCAACCCAGUCCUCAGAGAAACAUGCAGAGACCCCUCCCUCCUGCUUCCUCCCCCCCCCUAACUGGUGGCCACCUAGUGCAUCCUGAGCCCAGCACUCCGAGCUCCCCACCCCACGCCACCUCCCGCCCAGGCCCGCAGGUUCAGACAGACGCCUGAGCUUCUGAGGCAGGUCGAGAAACAUGCGCGCGCACAUGCGUCCAGCGGGUCUCCAGAAGAGAGGCAAAAGGGGCGGGGCUCCCAGAAGGCGCCUGGUCAGAGGAAGUGACGUCCAUGCCACGCAUAACCUUUGACCUUGACCUCUUGGAACUAAAUCCGUGCUACUAACCUGUGGUUUGGUCCUCCGCUAUUGCUCUAUCUCCGUUUUCCCCUCCUCCCAACAAUUUUUAAUUGGGCCGAGAAACCUUCCACUUGUUGGGCGAGCAGUACCCUCCAUGGCGCACAUCACCAUCAACCAGUAUUUACAACAGGUAUAUGAAGCAAUUGACACCAGAGACGGAUUGUCUUGUUCAGAGUUGGUAUCUUUUAAGCAUCCUCAUGUUGCAAAUCCCCGGCUUCAGCUUCCCUCUCCAGAAGAGAAGUGUCAACAAGUUUUGGAACCUCCUUAUGAUGAAAUGUUUGCAGCUCAUUUAAGGUGUACCUAUGCUGUGGGAAACCAUGAUUUCAUUGAAGCAUACAAAUGCCAGACUGUGAUUGUUCAAUCUUUCCUGAGAGCAUUUCAAGCCCACAAAGAAGAAAACUGGGCUUUGCCUAUUAUGUAUGCUGUAGCUCUUGAUCUUCGGAUAUUUGCUAAUAAUGCUGACCAACAGUUGGUGAAGAAAGGGAGAAGUAAAGUUGGGGAUAUGUUGGAAAAGGCAGCUGAAUUGCUGAUGAGCUGUUUUCGAGUGUGUGCUAGUGAUACUCGUGCUGGUAUAGAUGACUCUAAGAAGUGGGGAAUGCUAUUUCUGGUCAAUCAACUAUUUAAAAUUUACUUUAAGAUCAACAAACUUCAUCUUUGUAAGCCCUUAAUUAGAGCAAUUGAUAGCUCAAAUCUGAAAGAUGACUACAGCACAGCACAGAGAGUUACAUACAAGUACUAUGUUGGUCGCAAGGCGAUGUUUGACAGUGAUUUUAAGCAAGCUGAAGAAUAUCUAUCAUUUGCCUUUGAGCAUUGUCACCGUUCAAGUCAGAAAAAUAAAAGAAUGAUUCUAAUAUAUCUGCUGCCAGUAAAAAUGCUGUUGGGUCAUAUGCCAACAGUUGAGCUUUUGAAAAAGUAUCAUCUUAUGCAAUUUGCAGAAGUAACCAAAGCUGUGAGUGAAGGAAAUCUUCUGCUCUUGAAUGAAGCUUUAGCAAAACAUGAAACUUUCUUUAUUCGCUGUGGUAUUUUUCUUAUUCUUGAGAAGCUGAAGAUCAUCACCUAUCGAAAUCUCUUUAAGAAAGUAUAUUUAUUACUCAAAACACAUCAGCUUUCUCUUGAUGCUUUUCUAGUUGCCUUAAAAUUCAUGCAAGUUGAAGAUGUUGAUAUUGAUGAAGUUCAGUGCAUUUUAGCUAAUCUCAUAUACAUGGGUCAUAUUAAAGGAUACAUAUCUCAUCAGCAUCAAAAGCUAGUGGUUAGCAAGCAAAAUCCUUUUCCUCCACUUUCAACUGUGUGUUGAUUCUUCAACAUUCUGCAGAUUGUGCAACAUUAAGACUAAACAAUUUUUGCAGAAAUUUAAACUUGCAAAACUUUUUUCAAAAAUAAGUCAUGCAGUUGAAACUCAAAAGUAAUUCUGUUACAUUCAGGACUGGAAUCUUGGAAACUUCUCAUGGCUUCUUUCCCAGGGACACAAGCUAUGAACUUGGCAGAGUUACCUAGGGGACAUGAAUUGCUCCUUUAUAAAAUACAGCUUCUAUUAACUUCGGUAUGAUCUGAAGUUUCUAUUUAAAAAAAAAAAAAAGAAAAAAAAGAAAAGAAAACAUUCCUAGUCUACCAUGAAGCUUUUACCAAACUUCUGUAAAGAUGGUGUUUUGAAAAUUAAGGCAGCUAAACAUUUUACUUUUCACAGUGCUAUUCAUAAAAUGACCUUUGUACUUUUUCAUAACUUUUUUUGGGGGAAAAACAUUCAGUAUGUAUGGAAAAUGUGAAUUCUUUAUCUUUCAGAAUAUCAGGAUUUCAGUAUUCCAUUUGAAAAUUUUGUCCAUAACAGCUUAGAUUACUUUGAGAGAGAAAUUACAUUUGAUUUUGAAUGCUGCUUUUCCUUGUAUUUACUCACUACAACUUAACAUUUUCAUAUUUUGCAGAAUAAGCACAUUUGUUUGUUUUUUUUUUCCUAACUAUGACAAAUGCUUUGGAAAAUCAUUCUCACCUCAGAUCUUUGCAGUCUUGUAAGUUUGUUGCACAGAAAUUCUCUAUAAACAUCUCUCCACUUUAUCUGAGGAAAAGAACUCUUCAAAUUCCUCCUAUUAUGCUAGGAAUACAAAAGGUAGAACCAUAAUCCAUUUUCUUUCUCAUUAUCAAGUUUAUCUGAACCCUGACAAAACUGUCUUCCCUACUUUCUCAAUAUUGGGAAUGUUGUGAGAAUGAUUAGAACAGCUGUAGACUACCUCUUUGCUUUUCCACAUCAUAAUCUCCCAGUUGUCUUGGAAUUCCUAGUAGCAUUCUGGUUUCAGACUAGCAUGAAUCACUCUCCAUUUCUCAGGAUAGUAGAGAUCCCCACAAAAGCAUUCAGAAGCUACUCAAAAAAAAAAAAAAAAAAAGGAUGUAAUCUCAUUGCAAGAGGUCUUCCCUUGCUGUAUUUUGAUAAUGAAAUUUUUGCUGUACCAAAAUAAGUUUUCCAGUACCCACUAGUACCCUCAUUUGGAAGGGUUUAGUUUUAAUGUAUGUGUUAAAUAUAAACUUCUAUACAAAUAUAAGGUAUUUUUUUAAAAAAUAAAAUGUUAUUGAUAUUUUUCAUUUUUGUCAUCUAAAUUUCUCCCCGCAUCUCUGUUCCUUCUCCCAAAAAGCCAUCCCAUGUAACAACAAAAAAAAUUAAGAUGAAGAAGAGAAAAAAUAAUCAGCAAACCUAUCAGUGUGUUGUCCCCCUUCCCCCUGCCAAAAAAAAAAAAAA
Sarcophilus harrisii (Tasmanian devil) is the source of this 3125-nucleotide messenger RNA. It is a transcript of the gene PCID2, whose product is annotated as PCI domain containing 2. The coding region runs from base 495 to 1694 and encodes 399 amino acids. Lineage: Eukaryota; Metazoa; Chordata; Mammalia; Dasyuromorphia; Dasyuridae. The record is from RefSeq and is a predicted model, not a curated record. The transcript is spliced from 14 exons. Gene Ontology annotation, molecular function: double-stranded DNA binding; RNA binding. Gene Ontology annotation, cellular component: transcription export complex 2. Gene Ontology annotation, biological process: poly(A)+ mRNA export from nucleus; transcription elongation by RNA polymerase II; post-transcriptional tethering of RNA polymerase II gene DNA at nuclear periphery.